Molecule: messenger RNA, 947 nt
Organism: Thalassophryne amazonica
Lineage: Eukaryota; Metazoa; Chordata; Actinopteri; Batrachoidiformes; Batrachoididae
Gene: fam221a
Product: family with sequence similarity 221 member A
Exons: 6
Coding region: 197-760 (187 amino acids)
Source: RefSeq, a predicted model, not a curated record
AUACAAGGUGUUUUUUUUCUACUUUUUAAAGCAGAGAGGCUGAAGUCACCGCUUUUGGAUUUCUGACUAUGGAGCGAAUAUGUGUGGAUAAAUCAGCUUCAAAAGCAGCGGAUGAGUAGAGUACAAACGGAUUGUGGGUGAGGAUGAUGGAGGAAAACUGUUCACUCCAGCACAGUAUGAGAAGUACAAGAGGAAGAUGAUCCCUCAGCGACUCCGAAACAGACUGUAUGUGAGCUAUGGGGUCCCAGGAGGUAUUGAGUGCAAACUUAUUGGUCCUGAGACACAAUGCUUCUGUGCGCACAGAUAUAAGCAACAUAAAACAGAUUUUGAGGAGGUUCCCUCUGAGCGACCUUUGGCCUUACCAUGUCAGGUCAGGGGCUGCCUUUGCUCUGCCUACCAGUAUCUUUCCAAAAAUGGGCCAACCCCCUUCCACUGCAGGUGUAAACACUUACCUCAGGAUCACCAUGAGGCAGUGGACCACUUAUGCAAGAAGUGCUCAUCUUGUUCUGGGUUCCAAAGCACUGUCACCUGUGGGUGUGGCCAGCCCAUCUCUGCCCACAAAACCCUGGUUGAGACAAAAGCAGAGAGAAACGCAAGAGGAAGACCAGUGGGCGGGAAUGUUCCUUAUGUUGCCAUGGGUGGGCUGACAGGGUUCAGUUCCCUGUUAGAUGGUUACCUUGCACUGGAGACUGGUGGAUCAGAUAAAGAAAAAAUGACGACCACCAGUCAAGAUCUCUGCAUCAAGGAUCAUGAUGACUAAAACAUCUGCAGUGGUCAACUAAUGGGUUUAUUAGAAAGCAAAUCAUUUAGGUUUAGACCCUUCUCCAUAAUAUCACACCAUAUACAUAAUAUCCAUUAGUGAUGUGAAUUACACAGAAAUGUGGUGUAUUCUGUAGAAGAAUUUUUAGGUCCUUAUUUGAACUGUGAUGAACUAUCAAGUGUCCUGA